AAUGGCUCACAGUAGACACUUGAAAACUUGACAAACUUUGCAGCAAUGCAGUGACCAGAGUGCAACAGGCUGCAGGAAGACAGAUUUCAGGACAGAAGAGGAAAAGUGCCCCCCUCCCCUUCUAAAUCCCUCCCAAGCCAGACCGGCUCGCUGGUUUGGGGUCUCCGCCGCAGGACAGAAGGGAACAAACUGCCACCUGCCUCCCCUGCAGCUGUGUGUGAGAACAAGGUGGAACCAGACACAACUGGAACAGCCGUGAGCCUGAUACUCUGGAGUGGCAGUGUACGUAUAUGGUUUGUGCAUCUCCACUGGUUGUCUGGAGAAGAAAUCAUCUCAUCUUUCUUUGGUGUCACAAAGUGAAAUCAGCAUAGUGUGUGAGCGGGAGCCCUGAGAGGGUCGGUGGUUGCGCUCAUAGUUUGUGGCCAUGGCGACGCAGGGGCCGGCGGCCCGGCUCUUGGUGCUGCUGGCUGUGUUGGCGGUGGCUCAUGCUUCCAUCUUCCUGUCCAAUCAGAGACUGAAACCUCGGUUCCAGCGAGACAGGCGCAACAUCCGCCCCAACAUCAUCCUCAUCCUCACCGAUGACCAGGACAUUGAAUUGGGCUCCAUGCAGGUCAUGAAUAAGACCCGGCGGAUCAUGGAACAAGGUGGAACGCACUUCUCCAAUGCGUUUGUCACCACGCCCAUGUGCUGUCCGUCACGGUCCUCCAUGUUGACGGGGAAGUACGCCCACAACCACAACACCUACACCAACAACGAGAACUGCUCUUCACCCUCCUGGCAGGCCCAACAUGAGCCGCGCACUUUUGGAGUUUACCUCAACAACACUGGCUACAGGACAGCGUUUUUUGGGAAGUAUCUGAACGAGUAUAACGGUACAUACAUUCCUCCGGGCUGGAGGGAGUGGGUCGCAAUGGUGAAGAAUUCCCGCUUCUACAACUACACCCUGUGCAGGAAUGGUGUCCGAGAGAAACACGGAUUUGAAUACUCAAAGGACUACCUGACAGAUCUCAUAACCAAUGACAGCAUCAGUUACUUCCGCAUGUCAAAGAAGAUCUACCCACACAGACCCAUCCUGAUGGUGAUCAGUCACGCCGCCCCUCAUGGCCCCGAGGACGCAGCUCCACAGUACACCACUGCUUUCCCUAAUGCUUCACAGCACAUAACGCCAAGCUAUAACUACGCCCCUAAUCCAGACAAACACUGGAUUAUGCGUUACACCGGCCCCAUGAAGCCCAUUCACAUGGAGUUCACCAACAUGCUGCAGCGCAAGAGACUGCAAACGCUGCUGUCCGUGGAUGAUAGUGUGGAGAAGAUAUAUAACAUGUUGGUGGACACUGGGGAGCUGGACAACACGUAUGUGAUCUACACGGCUGACCACGGAUACCACAUCGGUCAGUUCGGACUGGUCAAGGGGAAAUCCAUGCCCUACGAGUUUGACAUCAGAGUUCCCUUUUACAUCCGCGGCCCAAAUGUGGAAGCAGGAGGCAUCAACCCGCACAUCGUGUUGAACAUAGACUUGGCCCCCACCAUCCUGGAUAUUGCAGGGAUUGAUGUUCCUCCAGACAUGGAUGGCAAGUCCAUCCUCAAGCUCCUGGACACAGACCGUAUAAUGAACAGGUUCCAGCUCAACAAGAAAGGAAAAGUGUGGAGGGACUCGUUCCUGGUGGAGAGGGGGAAACUGCUACAUAAAAUACUGAAUGAUGGGAAAGAUAUGGCCCAAGAGGAAAACUACCUUCCCAAAUACCAGCGUGUCAAAGACCUGUGCCAGCGCGCAGAGUACCAGACGCCAUGUGAACAGAUCGGUCAGAAGUGGCAGUGUGUUGAAGACGCCACAGGGAAGCUGAGGUUGUCUAAAUGCAAAGGCAUGGCCAGUCUGUCCGCAGUGCGGAAGCCAUCUGUAUCCAGCAUCAAAUCACAGAUUUAUCUUCAGAGCAUGAGCGCUGAUGUCAGCGUGAACGCUGAGCCUCAAGCAUGCAACUGUGAACCCAAAAGCUACAGCACAUUCUCCAAGAAUAAACUGUUCUCCAAAAAGAAACUCAAAUCACUGAAGAGCUAUUCCAGGAACCGCUUUGCCCGUGCUGUUUCCAUGGAGAUGGGAGGAGACCUGUACGCAGUGGACCUGGAUCAUGAAUACAGACCCGCAGGCCCCAAGAACCUCAGCCUCAGGCAAAACACAGCGGACGAGGAGGAGUUCAGCGGUAUGGGACCCACUGCAGUCAGCCAGACCAGCAACAGCCUGACUGUGCCCUCGUCUAUUAAAGUCACUCACAGAUGUUCCAUUUUGGCAAAUGAUACAGUGAAAUGUGACACUGGUCUGUACAAAUCGCUGCAAGCAUGGAAGGACCACAAGCUGCACAUCGACCAUGAAAUCGAAACACUCCAGACCAAGAUUAAAAACCUGCGUGAGGUCAGAGGUCACCUGAAAAAGGCACGACCCGAAGAGUGUGACUGCAACAAAUACUAUUACAAAUCAAAGUACAAGAGUAAACUGAGGAGAUACAAAGCAGGAAGUGUCCAUCCAUUCAGGAAAGGACAAGAGAAGGAUAAGAAGGCCUGGUUGUUACUGGAGCAAAAGCGCAGGAAGAAGCUGAGGAAGUUACUGAAGCGUCUGCGUAACAAUGACACCUGCAGCAUGCCUGGCCUUACCUGCUUCACACACGACAACCAGCACUGGCAGACCGCUCCGUUCUGGACAUUGGGGCCGUUUUGUGCAUGCACUAGUGCCAACAACAACACCUACUGGUGCAUGAGGACCAUUAAUGAGACACACAACUUCCUGUUCUGUGAAUUUGCUACUGGAUUUCUGGAGUACUUUGACAUCAACACGGAUCCAUAUCAGUUGGUGAAUGCGGUGAACACACUGGACCGGUAUGUUCUCAAUCAACUGCAUGUUCAGCUCAUGGAGCUCAGAGGCUGUAAGGGACACAAGCAGUGUAACCCUCGCACACGCAGCCUCGACAUGGAGGACAGAUUUGGGAAGGAUGGGAAGGAUAACUCAUGGAACGAGGACGUCCCGGAAGACACCGACCUGUUUCCCGGCGAGUCGAACUGGUCCGAACUUGAACCUUUGUACAGACUUGAUGAGCACGCCUACGAUCUCAAACUCAACUUCACCCUCAGCCUCGAGGACUGGGCUCAUUUCAGCCGCUCCGUGGACCACAUGUUCACGCUCCUCAGCAACGACAACCAGCCGUACUCUCCGCCCCGCCCUGCUGACGAACAAACAGGGAGAGGCCACGCCCUGGUGUCCUCCAGCCAAUCCGCUUCAGCCAUCUACCUGACCACUCUGGCCACACCCGCUCUUUUAUUGAAGGAAGCUGGUGCUGAGGUUUUGAGAGAUGCUUUGGGGCUGAACCAACAGGAACGUCCCUCUUCUUCUUCUCCUUCGUCUUCGUCGCGUCCCACGCGACCUGUCGGGUCGCAGACGGACAAUGCGGGCUGGGACGCUCCUCUUGGAGAACUGAAAGAGGACAGACAAAGAGAAGGGAGGGACGGUGAUGAGGAGGAAGAGGAGGAGUUUGUUCAGAGACGGACAGGAAAGUUAAGCUCCACCCACUGCAAUGACAUUUUGCAGGAAACGGUUUGACUCUCACGUAAUAUUCCUUUCUCAUGCCGUCCCUCGUCAGAAAGACUUCUAAAUUUGACGGAAGUGAAGAAAGAGGAGGUUUAAUGCCAGCGUACGGCCCUUCGGUUUAUUUUAUGGUUCCCUUGCUCCGUUAUCGACUGGCCUCAGAAGCACCCAGCGGCAUUUCCAGCUACAGAAUGUUUCCCAACUUGUCCGUAAGAUAGGCUAGGAUUUGAGCAGAUCUUUUAACUUAGAAAGAUUCUUCACUGUUUUUAUUCAUUUAUUCAUCUUCUUUUUUUUUUUUGAAGGGAUUAUGGAAGGUUGGGGGCUUAAAACUUAGGAAUGGGAAUGAGUUGUUUUGUCCGUUCAUACUUGAUUCAGUUUGAAACCGGUUUUGCACCACAAUCCUUGAUGAUGGCUGCUUCUCUCUUGCUUGGAGUCUCACUUUGUGGGACAUUGUCUUAUACAGCCUUACAACUUCACUGAACAUCACCUCAGACAGGUCAAUGGCGAAUGUGUGUGUGUUGUGUGAGUGUGUGAACAUGCUAUACCUAAGUCAGAAGUGAAUAUGAGUGUGAUAAAUUGAAGCUUUCUGAUUUCAUUUGUUGCUCCCGGUGUAUGUUAUAGCGUUAUUUUGUUUAUGCUUAAAUAUUGGGCAAGUUGACAUUUCUUGCAAAGUUUCUUUGCUGCUUGUUGCAGCAUCAUGAGUUGAACCAAUGAACCACAAGAAAGAAAAAGAAAAAAUGGUUCAUUUGAUGUAUCUGUCAUUAUUUGUGUUUGACAAAAAUGUAUGUUCCCCCCCCCAAGCACACAGAGAAAGAAAUUUUGCCACGCCAUAUUUGCUUGUUCUUAAACAUUUUGCUAUACACAGUGCUACUAAUAUCAGAGCAAAUACAUGAAAUGGAUGUAUGUAUUUUAAUGUGUGUUUGCAAUGUAAAUGGUUAAAGGAUAUUUUUACUACACAUUUAAAGUGAAACUGACCACCAGACAUAAACAGACAUCAGGUUUUAUUAUUUAUGCAGCAUAAUUUUUAACAGUUCUUUAAUACACAUAUUCAUUUUUUAUGGUGAUGUGUCUGAGAUUGUUUAAAUUAUUAAUCCACCUUCCCAAAGUGUUUUGAGAUCAGUUUGGUUCUUAGAUGAUUGUGAUUGAUCAUUAUAAUGUUCAAGAGGGUAAUCUGAUCCCUGAUCAGUCCAGUUACUCUGGGAUACUUCAUCAGUACAGGUCAUUGUGUUCGCAUAUAUUUCAUAUCAAUGUACAACAUCCACCCCUCACCUCUCGUGGCUGUACUAAAAGCAGUUUUGUCUGAGAUUGUUUAUGGUUGUUUUGAAAACCAUCAAUUAUUGUAAAGAUGUACCGUGUAGAUAAUGGAGGAUAAGAGCCAACUUGGAGAGAGGAGAAAUUUUCUUUUGGCACUUUCAAAGGGAUGGCUGUUUUUGAAAUUUAAAAGAGAUGAGAUGGUUUUAACAAAGUCUUGUACAGUUCUAUAGAUUUAUCAUACCUAUAUUUUUGUUUUGGUUUACCAGUGAACAUUUGAUAGUGCUCAUUACUUUGUGAAUAAAGUGUUGAAUGCCCAAA
Molecule: messenger RNA, 5143 nt
Organism: Megalobrama amblycephala (Wuchang bream)
Lineage: Eukaryota; Metazoa; Chordata; Actinopteri; Cypriniformes; Xenocyprididae
Gene: sulf2b
Product: sulfatase 2b
Exons: 22
Coding region: 425-3586 (1053 amino acids)
Cellular component (GO): endoplasmic reticulum; plasma membrane; cell surface
Molecular function (GO): glycosaminoglycan binding; calcium ion binding; N-acetylglucosamine-6-sulfatase activity
Source: RefSeq, a predicted model, not a curated record